UGGGAUGCGAGCUGGCCUCGCGGGAUGGCCAAUAGGCGAAGAGCGCGGUGGGCGGGGGCGGUGCGGCGGAGCCCCGGGACGCGCCAGCCUGCGGGACCCCCGGUCCCAUGGGGGAGGCUCCGGAGCUGGAUGCAGUGCUGGGUGGCGGCGGCUGGGACGUGGGGACAAGCUUUGAGGGUCCCCCCCCACCCACUGGUCCCAUCCGCCUGGGGAGGAACGUCUGCUACGUCGUCCUGGCCGUGCUCUUCAAUGAGGAGGACAGGGUGCUGCUGGUGCAGGAGGCCAAGCCCGAGUGCCGUGGGAGGUGGUACCUGCCAGCCGGCAGGAUGGAGCCCGGCGAGAGCAUCGUGGCCGCCAUGCGGAGGGAGGUGAAGGAGGAGACGGGGCUGGAGUGCGACCCCCUCACCUUGCUGGCGCUGGAGGAGAGGGGGCCGGCGUGGAUCCGCUUCGCCUUCCUCGCUCGCCCCACCGGUGGGACCCUGAAGACACUGGAGGAGGCUGACGCCGAGUCCCUGCAAGCAGCGUGGUGGGCUGGGGACCCCUGUGCGCUGCCCCUGCGAGCCCUGGACAUCCUGCCCUUGCUGGACCUCGCCGCACGCUAUCGCCGCAGCCCCCCGCACCCCGCCAUGCUGCCGCAGGAGCUGCCCUGCGCCCUGCUCUGCUUGCGGCUCCUGGUGGCCUUUGCCAACGACGCCGGGGACCUUUGGGUGCUGCUGGGCACAGCCGGGACCCCCCACCUGCCCGUGGUGGCCUGCGGCCUGUCUCCAGCCGAGCUCCGUGGGGGUCUCCGCCUGCCUGUGCUGCGGCUGCUACGGGACUGCCUGCCAGCAGACCCCCGCCCGGGACCCCUGGGGCUGCUGGGGCUGCAGCACCAGGCUGGGGGGCCCGGGGGGGCUGACGGCAUCUGCUUCAAUGUGCUGCUGAGCAUCCCACCUGGCAGCCCUCGGGCUGCCCCCCCUGAGCCCUGCAGCCCCACCGUCUGCUGGUGGCACGUGGAGGAGGAGAGCCUGAAGGGCCGCAUCCUGCAGCGGCUCCGUGCUGCGGCCACGGUGCCAGUCCGCAGCUAGUGCCUGGUAAGCCUCUGCCGCCUGGCUUUGGGUACAGGGGUCCCACUGGGACAUGUGGCCGGGGGUCCUGCUUGCAGUGCUGGAGGGGGGAGCCCCAGGAUGUGCUGCCCGAGGUUGGGGGGUGUUUUGGCGCGGGGUAUGGUGCUGUGUCCUGGCCUGGGGUGGGCCAGGAGCUGGCCAGAGCAGAAAUAAACCCGGCUGCUGCUUCUUGCA
This is a messenger RNA of Falco peregrinus (peregrine falcon), 1280 nucleotides long. It is a transcript of the gene NUDT18, whose product is annotated as nudix hydrolase 18. Gene Ontology annotation, molecular function: magnesium ion binding; 8-oxo-dGDP phosphatase activity; 8-oxo-GDP phosphatase activity. Lineage: Eukaryota; Metazoa; Chordata; Aves; Falconiformes; Falconidae. The coding region runs from base 108 to 1067 and encodes 319 amino acids. The transcript has 4 exons. The record is from RefSeq and is a predicted model, not a curated record.